This is a messenger RNA of Aspergillus aculeatus ATCC 16872, 567 nucleotides long. RefSeq lists its product as uncharacterized. The transcript has 2 exons. The coding region runs from base 1 to 567 and encodes 188 amino acids. NCBI's taxonomy places the organism in Eukaryota, Fungi, Ascomycota, Eurotiomycetes, Eurotiales, Aspergillaceae. The record is from RefSeq and is a predicted model, not a curated record.
AUGAAAUUCUCCCCUGGUGAGGCUCAGCCCUCGACCCCACAUGCACCGCCCGAUCCAGCCCGGUGGUAUCUCGACUUCUGGGUCUACGACUCCCCAAUCAACCUCGCGAUCCCGGAGCUGCUUAUCGGCCUCCGCAGCCAGAUUGAAGACCGCUACAGGCGCAGGGAGUUUCGCACCGAGCCGUCCCCCCCGUCCGAGCGUCAUCUGCUGAUACGGGCCAUCGUCCGCACUGAAGACUGGCCACAAGACGAGGAGAAGGAGCAUGAAACACUUUACGAACACUUAACUGACAUUCUGAAUCGGCUCAAGUUAACUCUGCCCUUGGAUGUCUGGUGGCGCGACAAAAGGAUAGAACUCAGAUGGUCCAGCGAGUUUCCCCUCCCAGUCAACGAUAGUGACAUUGACCAGGAUCCGGACCUGUGCAAUCUCCUGCUCCUCCUCCACCCAAGGAUCCCCGAGACCCAAACUAGGGUCGAACCUGUGCCCAAUGACCGGUCGACUGUGGUGAAGUGGUUGGGGGACAUUCGGCUCUGGGAGCCUUUGCCUGUACGUUUGCGUCGGGUGUAG